CAAACCACGGGGAACAGCGCUUUACAGAGGUGCGAUGGCCCUUGAUAAUUUCCUUUUCGGACAAUGCAUCCUCUAUUUUCUAUGCUUUCUUUUCGGUUUUAUUGCCUUGGUGCCGCUGUCCGAGAGCGACGAUGACUUCCAUGGGAAAUGCCUGCUUUUCACGCGUGGGAUGUGGCAGAAUGAGAAUAUGACCGUUGGAAAGCAGCGUUUCAUAGUGGAGGAGUGGGGACCGGAUUCCUCCUGUCGCUUCGUCACAUUCGUAGCGAUAGUCUCGCUCAUCCUGUCCGCAGUACAGGCAUGGCGGAUAUUCUUCCUCCUGUACAAAGGCCACGACGACUCCUACUUCUGUGCCUUUGUAAACCUGUUGGCUAGCUCCUUCCUGCUCUUCUUGGUAUUUGUGGCCAGCACCAUCAACAGCGUAGGAUUCAACCUGUGGUGUGAUGCGGUUACAGAGGGCGGGACCAUGCCCAGCAGUUGUGAGGAGAUGCAGGACACGGACCUUGAGCUUGGCCUGGACAACUCUUCUUUCUAUGACCAGCUUGUUAUUGCACAGUUUGGCCUGUGGGCUGCCUGGCUGACUUGGCUGGGGCUCACAGUGUUGGCCUUCCUCAAAGUCUACCACAACUACCGGCAACAGGACCUGCUCGACAGCCUGGUCCACGAGAAGGAGCUGUUGCUGGACCACACAUCCCGACGAGAGUCAAACGAAAACUUAAGGAGCGGUGUGAUUUAAAUCCCGCUACUUCUCCAUCCUUGUCUCUCCCCACCCCCACGUACCUGGCUAUGUGUCUCUCAAGAAUGUCUGUUACCACCAUAGGGCUGGGUUAAGUUCCGGUCCGUUAUAUUCAGUCUGGGUGAAAUACGUCAUUGUAAUUGGAUUCAAAUACUUCUCUAUGCUUUACUGAGCUUGUCUGGUGUACUGGAACCUAUGAAACACUCUCAAAAACUGCCAACCCUGUACUUGAUUGGCUCAAUUGCACCAGGAAAGAUCAAUCAAGCACAGAAAAGUAUAUGAAUCCAAAAACAAUUACAUAGUUUACCCAGGUCUGAUUUAGCCAUCAAGUUUAAAGAGUGAGUGCGUGGUGAGAAUGGUGAGAGAGUAGGGUGGAUUUACUGGGGUAAAAAAAAGGGCAAAAAAACAAAAGCAUGAAUGGCCCAUUUGCCAUGGUUCAGUUAGAGGGGUUCUGUUGUUGAUAAUUCAACUGAGUUAAUUAAUGUGGUUUUGAUACAAUGUCUUUAUGUUUUUUGUAGAAAAGACUCUAAAACUCAUGUCAUCAUAAUAUUGCAUGUAUGAACACGCUGCUGAAGAAAACAGCUCAAGCUAGGUUCUGAAACAGCUGGUAGCUGCUUGACCAGUUCAGACCAGCUCCUAGCUUGACAUCGUUUGACCAGCUCAAGCUAUGUUUUGAAACAGCUGGUAGCUGACCAGUUAUCAGCUCAGACAAGCUACUAACACUAGCUGGUUGACCUGCUCAUACUCAGCCCAUACCAGAGCCCUGCUCUGAUUGGUUGUGGCGCUUUUUCUUCUGAUGUUAAGCAGGCUUUUUCAGUGUUAUAUCAAAUCAAGCGAGGGAAUGUCCCUAUAGAGCUAUGUGGUACUGCAAAGUCCAACAGUGUUCUUUUAAAUGUCUAAAGUAAGCUUUUAAAGAGGUUCAAUUGCUCAUUCAAAAUCUUCACUUGAUUAACCAUCAAUACAGUGUGUUGACAUCGUUAACAUACUGGCACACUUGAUGUUUUGUAAAUUACACUUACUACCAGAAUUCAGUUGCUACAAUUUAAUCUUCAAAGCAGCCAAAUUUGGUUUGAAUAGCACUUAAAAUAAUAAAACAAAUCUCACUUUCAGUAUUAAAAAGCCAUUGAAAAGUUGUGGAAAACAUUCUGAAAUAUUUUAUGUCAUAGCUGUAACAGUCUGCAGUAGGUGUCCAGAAUUAAGAAUGUGUGCCAAUUUUUGUAAAUGUCAGUACAUUCAAGUAGAAUCGCCUGCUCACUUGUGUUAUAUUGCAUUGUAUUUAAGAUUGAAAGUGUUUAAGUGCACUGCACUUCUGCCUGUUUUCCUGAAACCUGUUAUGGAAGCCGUAUUUCUUAUCCAUGUGUCAUAUUUAUUUUGCAUAAAAAGUGACAUUUCAAAUUCCUGAGUUUUUAUUUUCCAUAUACCAUAUCAAUGUAUUUCAUGUUACACCAAAAUAGAAAAAAAAAAGAACAACAGUAACA
Conger conger (European conger) is the source of this 2211-nucleotide messenger RNA. Its product is annotated as transmembrane protein 179-like. The transcript has 4 exons. The coding region runs from base 35 to 733 and encodes 232 amino acids. The record is from RefSeq and is a predicted model, not a curated record. Lineage: Eukaryota; Metazoa; Chordata; Actinopteri; Anguilliformes; Congridae.